Messenger RNA from Oreochromis niloticus (Nile tilapia), 2624 nucleotides. Its product is annotated as zinc finger MYM-type protein 4. The record is from RefSeq and is a predicted model, not a curated record. NCBI's taxonomy places the organism in Eukaryota, Metazoa, Chordata, Actinopteri, Cichliformes, Cichlidae. The transcript has 14 exons. Bases 82 to 2004 code for a protein of 640 amino acids.
GCAAAAUGUGACACUUGCAGUAACAAAGGGAAACUAAAGCAGAGUCUGCCACUUCUGGGAGAGGUCAAAUACUUCUGUGGCAUGAAGUGUCUCCUGCACUUCUGCAGUAACAAGGUUCAGAUGCUCGACGGAGAAGUCUCUUCAUCUCUGGUAUCUGCAGCACCAGCAGAGUCCUCUCCUGUCAUUGGGAAUGUUAUAUCUUUGGCUAAUGCUCUGACCAGGCAGCACAGCGGCUCAGCAGCCUCUCCACAGCUUGGCUCCAUCACUGAUAUUCAAACAAAGGUCAUUGGACAUGCCAGCGUUCAGACUGUCCCAAAGGAGCUGAAGAACAAGUCGAUCAUCUGUACUCCAUUGGUUCAUAACAAAGGAGUCUCCUGUACAGAAGACACUCUUAAGAUAGAGACACAAAAAGAAGACCGUUGUGAUCCUAAAGUCGUGGUCCUGCCUGUCCCAGUGCCGGUUUACGUUCCUGUGCCUAUGAACAUGUACAGCCAGUACACUCCACAGCCGGUGGGCCUGCCCUUACUGCUGCCUGUGCCCCUGGUCCUCCCUGUGAACACAGAUGGCUCUGAGUCAACGGUCAAAUCCACAAAAGAGAGUUUGCAUCCUGAAAACUUACAGGGCGAGCUCAACAUCAGGCCUGAGACGGAGACAGAGCAGAGCGAGGAAGGGCAGAAGCAUGGACAAAUGAUAAAAGAAGAAGAAGGACACAAGCCUUCAUCCCUACAGGACCACGCCAGUAGCUGCAGCAGUGACUUGCGUACAGAUUUUAAGCCCACUUUUGACAACCAGGAGGAUUUCUUUGAUACCAGUGCCGGGCCGGUCACUCACCCGCCAGGCCGCCAAACCUCCCCUCCAGUUUCAGAUGAGGACAUGCCCAGCAGCCCUCUUCCUCACCUCCCACCUCUUUCUCCUCCUUCAGCUCUGGAAACUCCUCAGAGAUCACCCGUCGCUCCUCCUCCUCCAAUUUUAGUACCACAAACUUUGGACAAAGACAAAAACAAGGAUUGUAACCUGGAGCAGCUUUCAAAGAAAGAUGAGCAAGACACUCCUGAAACAGACUUUACUCAACUUGUGUCUUCAAAGCAAAACACCCUGAAGAGUGAGUGUGGAGUUGAUGCCUGGAAGAGAUGGAUCAAGUGGAGAGAGUCACAAACCAACCUGGAGCCCGUUUCUUCUCAUGCACUGACGCUGAAGGCGGACCUCCUUCGUUGCUCUGUGGCUGAACUGAGCGACUGCCUGCUUUGCUUCAUCAGGGAGGUGAAACAGUCCGAUGGAGAGCCGUACUCCCUCAACAGGCUGUUCUACCUCUGCCUCAGCAUUCAGCUGUUUCUGUUUCAGAACGGUCGGCUGGAGAACAUAUUCAGUGAUCUCAUCUACGACAGGUUUUCCACUGAGUUGACCAAGAUCCUUAAACCUUCAGUCACAGGCGGAGGUUGUGUCCUGUCCUGUGUGGAGGAGCAGUUUCUGUGGGACUGUAAACAGCUGGGGGCGUACUCCCCCACUGUCCUGCUCAACACGCUGCUCUUCUUCUUCUGCAAGUACUUUGGCUUCACCACAGUCGAGCAGCACCGCCGGCUGUCCUUUGCGAACAUCACACUCUGCACCAAAACCAGCAAGAGCAACACCAAGACCACCUUCUUACACUUCCACCCACCUACUUGUAGAAACCAGGAAGAGUCGGACACGUAUGAUGUCCCAGCUAAGAAGUUUAAGAAAAACGAGUCUGAGGAGGAUUUCCUGGAGAUGAUGGAGAACCAGGAGAACCCCCUUCGUUGUCCAGUCAGACUCUACGGGUUCUACCUCUCCAAGUGUCCAGCAUCGCUGAGGCAGCGCAGCGAUCUUUUCUACCUCCAGCCAGAUCGGAGCUGCCUUCCCAGCAGCCCUCUGUGGUUCUCGCCCGCCCCGCUCAAUGACAGCAGCGUGGAAGCCACGAUCAUCCGAAUCCUUGCUGUCCGAGGGCUGCAGGAGGGGGCGAGAGAGGGUACAUGUAUGGCCCCGUAACCACUGGAUGACCCAUCAUUUACACCUGAUCAGGAGGACUCAUUGUUUGAAGGACUGGUUUAAUAAGUGCAUCAAGAUUGAUUUAAGAAUAUAUACACAGUAAAAACAUCAGCAUGAUUCAGUGAAAGAUGGCUGUUUAAAAACACACUGUUUAUCAACAAGUGGCAGAAAGACACCAGAUGUUUCCAUCAGCAGCUGGCGGAAGCUAAAAAUAGAGCUAAAAGAGACUUUAGAGAUUACAGUUGAAUUUAAAACUGUUUCUUAAACUGUAAAUAAGAGUUUCAUCAUGCCAGCUCCAUAUGUCAAUACUAUAUCACCAGUUUGCCUUGAAUUUUGGCUGACCAGUCAGUCAGCAGGCGUGUGAAAGAAGAAACCUCCCAGCAAUAUUAAAAUCUGAACAGAAACCCGUCGCACAUCUGUGCCAGUGUUCCUGUCAUAACUCGUUCCACAUCAAGUUGUCAGCAAUGUUUUGUUUUCUCUUCGUGCUGCUGAUUGCGAGAGCUCUGCGUUGGUUAAAAGGCUGAUCUGAACCCUGCAGACCAGCAACAAAUGUCUCUGUUACUGUAAAAGUUCCCCUCAAGUUUCCAAAAUUAAAUGUGAACUCGUUGGUUUAAACUGUC